Molecule: messenger RNA, 3629 nt
Organism: Fundulus heteroclitus (mummichog)
Lineage: Eukaryota; Metazoa; Chordata; Actinopteri; Cyprinodontiformes; Fundulidae
Gene: lbr
Product: lamin B receptor
Exons: 14
Coding region: 193-2067 (624 amino acids)
Biological process (GO): sterol biosynthetic process
Cellular component (GO): nuclear inner membrane
Molecular function (GO): oxidoreductase activity, acting on the CH-CH group of donors, NAD or NADP as acceptor
Source: RefSeq, a predicted model, not a curated record
UCGCGAGGCUUCGCGCCUUCCUGGUCACUGGUGGGUUUUGCCCGGAGAGGGAGGGAGAACGAGCUCUACGUCAAAUCUUAGCAAAGUUCUUUUUUAAAACAUUAAGUUUAAUUGAUUAAUUCGGAAUCGUGGGAUUGAUUGUCUAUUAAAUUUACUCAGUGGAUUUAUUCGCCCAAUAAAAGGUAGCUGAACAUGCCUUCUCUGAAGUACCAGAUAGGGGACAAGGUGAUGGGCCGCUGGCCCGGCAGCAGCCUGUACUACGAGGUCAAGGUGCUGGGCUUUGACGGCAAAAGUCGCCUCUACACCGUUAUCUACAAGGAUGGCACAGAGCUGGAGCUCAAGGAGCAGGACAUCAUGAGUCUGACCAGCUUUCAGGUGCGCACUCGCUCACGUUCCCGCUCCAACUCCCGCUCGCCCGGCCGUCGCCGCAGCCGCUCGCGCUCCCCUGCCAGGACCACCCGCCGCUCGUCCUCCCGCACAGCAGCAGCCGCCGCAGCAGCCAGCGCGGCCGCGGCGGAGAGCACGCCGUCUUCUCGCGGGGAUGCCAAGCUGAAGCAAGCUGCAGAGGUCAAGCUCAGCCCGAUGCAGCAGGACAAGGCAACCGAGAACAACAGCAACGACAAACAUCAGAGGAAGGAGGAGAACAACACGGCCAGCAAGGUAAACGAGUCUGGCGCUAAGGUGGAAGCCGAUCCUGAGAAGAACCAGGGCCGGUAUAACCUGCGGCGCAGGAAGGACGAUGGAGAUGCCAAAGCAGCCGAGGCCAAAUCAGAGGAGGAGGAAGAGGUGUCUGCGGCUCCUGCUCCUGCCGCUGCUGCCCCCGCCUCCACCCCUCUGGACUUUGGAGGGAAGAUGGGAGCCUUGUUCUGGACGCUCUUCCUGCCGGCCUGGGUUCUCUUUCUGGUCCUCCAGGUGAACCAGAAGGACCCCAGCCUGGCCAACUUCCCCCCUGCUCUGCCGCCUCUGGAAGCCUUCUGGGACCCUCAAGCUCUGGGCUUCGUUGUCCUCUGGAUUGCCUUCCAGGCUCUGCUCUACGUUCUGCCUGUUGGGAAGCUGAGUGAAGGCGUUCUGCUGAGGUCUGGCAAGAGGCUCAAAUACAGAACCAACGGCUUUUUUGCCAUGGUGCUCAGCGCUGCGGUGGCAGCAGCAGCAGUCUACCAGGGAGUGGACCUCACCUACAUCCACAGCCACUUCCUGCAGCUGACCACCGCCUCCUUCCUGAUCUCCACGCUGCUCAGCGUCUAUCUGUACGUCCGCUCCCGCUCCGCUGGCCCCGAUGAGCGGGCUCUGGGCGGGAACUCAGGCAACGUGAUCUACGACUUUUUCAAAGGCCGCGAGCUGAAUCCCCGCAUCAAGGAGUUUGACCUGAAGUUCUUCUGUGAGAUGCGCCCGGGGCUGAUUGGCUGGUGUCUGAUCAACUUCGCCCUGGCGCUGGCUGAGAUGAAGCAGCAGAACCUGGACAUGCCGUCGUAUUCCAUGAUCCUCGUCAAUGUCUUCCAGCUCCUCUAUGUGGUGGACGGCUUGUGGAACGAGGAGGCCAUCCUGACCACCAUGGACCUGAUGCAUGAUGGUUUUGGCUACAUGCUGGCUUUUGGCGAUCUGGUGUGGGUCCCUUUUACUUACACCCUGCAGGCUAAUUACCUGGUUAGUCACCCCAACCCCCUGAGCCUCCCCGUACUUGCAGCCAUCGUCGUUCUCAAACUUGUUGGAUUCUACAUAUUCAGGAAAUCAAACUCUGAGAAAAACGCCUUCAGGAGAAACCCAUCAGACCCCAAACUGUCCCAUUUGAAAAGGAUCCCCACUGCUACAGGGAAGAGUCUGCUGGUGUCAGGCUGGUGGGGAGUGGUCCGCCACCCUAACUACCUGGGAGACCUCAUCAUGGCUCUGGCCUGGUCCCUACCAUGUGGCUUCAGCCACCUCCUGCCCUGGUAUUACAUGAUCUACUUCAUCAUCCUGCUGGUGCACAGAGACUCCCGCGACAUGAACGAGUGCAGGCGGAAGUACGGCUCGGCGUGGGACGAGUACUGCCGAACGGUGCGCUACCGGAUCAUUCCCCGCGUCUACUGAGGACCCCAGCCCCCGGACAGAACAGGGCCGAGCAGCAAGACCCCCUCCGGAAGGACCGACUGACUCCUUUAAUAACUUGUACAACAUUUGAAAUCUUAAAUCUCAAUUGAAGAAGCUUUGAUUUAUUAUAUUUUUUUGUAAUGAAUAGGAAAAAAGGACUAUUAUAUUUUGGACUUUUUUUUAAGAACUGCCUUUUUAAUAGAAAAGUAUUUUAAAAAAUAAAAAGUUUACAAAAGGGGAAAACAUACAAAAAAGAAAACGCCUCUUGUUGGAAUAUGUCGUUAGGAUGUACUGUAUAUUUAUGUACAUACACGUGUUUUUUUUUUUUUUUUUUUACACUUCAGAGAGCAACACACCACACGCAAACUCUUUGUCCCUUUUCUUGAAAUAAGUUGCCCGUAGCGGCCAUUAGCAGCUUGGCUUCUCUAGUCCUCGUUCCUGUUCUAACCCGGUGUAUAUUGUGAAGGAUGGGACUUCCCUCAGUGAUGAUCUAAAGUGGAACUGUGACUCAUGUUAAGACUCAGGACUCCCAGGUCAUUUUUCUUUUCUUUUAAAAUCUAUAGAAAUCUAGUUUGGACUUCAGCGUGUCGAAUGAUUUUAGAGGUGUCAUGAAAAGCGCACUAAUGGGUUUUUCUUGCAUCACCGGUUCCAAAGUGUAAUUGAUUGGCUUUGCUACCUCGGGUUCACUCACUGUCCACUUCAACCCUCGUCUGGGCCCUCCAGGUGGCGCCGUGUCUAAUUACGAGUGCAACAUGGGUGCAAAAACAAGUGGAACUUGUUCUCUUUUAACAGCGACAUAUAUAUAUAUAUAUAUAUAUAUAUAUCUAUAUAUAUAUAUAUAUAUAUAUAUAUAUAUCUCCUUAUGAGUUGGAUGGUGCUAUUAUUGAUCACAAACUGAGUUGGUUCUAAGUGACCCUGCGAUGCCACUUACUAUCGUUAAUGUUACUCAUUGUAAGCUUUAACUUUCCAUGUGAUAAUUGAAGGAAGUUCAUACUGUGACGCCGUGCUGAGCCGUUACAGGCGUUCGCAUUUCAGAGCUGUCCAAACCUCCAGCCGUGUGUUUUGCAUGUUCAGCUGUAGAUCAUCAUACCAGUAGCAAUGCAUCCGCUAGAUUAAGUAGCUUUGUUUUCUAAAAUGCUGUGCUGACUGAAUAUCUUGUAAAUAAUUUUUAAUCAUGUGAUUUAUUUUUCUAAGUAUAGAAGUGACAAUAGUAAAAUUGCAAUGUUUCGGAGUAGCUAUUUAAUGUUGCUUUCAUUUGUAAUUUCUUUGGGAUGUUUUUUUUUUUUAUUUAAUUUUGACAACUGUAUUUAUGUUUACACCCAGGUCUGCCAGGCUUCUGGAUAACAUUUCAUUUUGGAAGCAGUUUAGAGUUGCCUCGACCCCGUUUGCUGCAGAACAUCAGACGUUCUAGUGGGAAGCAGUGGGUUGGGAUGCACACGACUAAAUAUCGUUAACAGAUCCAGUGGGGCUGAUUGUGAGGAUGAAUCCAGUUUAGCAGCUAGGUGAAGCUUAUCUGUACAAAUGUUGCAGCAUCAAAUAAAGAUUUUCAGUAUUUUCUUGUC